Molecule: messenger RNA, 2320 nt
Organism: Aureobasidium subglaciale EXF-2481
Lineage: Eukaryota; Fungi; Ascomycota; Dothideomycetes; Dothideales; Saccotheciaceae
Exons: 1
Coding region: 177-1943 (588 amino acids)
Biological process (GO): mitochondrial respiratory chain complex III assembly
Cellular component (GO): mitochondrial inner membrane
Source: RefSeq, a predicted model, not a curated record
CGCGUGGCUUGUGCUUUCCCUUCGAUGACGCCCAAGACUCUUCUGGCCAAUCGUCGUCGACUGGCUGACAGAAUAUACCGGUAGCUGCUCUCAGCCCUCUGCCCUUUGUCUCCAUCCUUGUACAGACAAGAGUCUUGUCAGAAUCCAAUUCAUCAUUCGCCAAACAAUCCUACAGCAUGCUUCCGAAGACGGGUGUACCCAAGCUGGCCAGAGCUGCUUCGACCAGAGCUUCGACCAGAGCUUCGAUGCAAUCGGGAAGCCAAGCUAGAGUCCUCGCCGCCCCCGCCUACGCUGCUCGACGACAGCAACAUUUCCUGAGGUCUCUGGCCGUCAUCACCGCCGCUGCCGGCAUCGCCACCGUCUCUCAAUACUACCUCCACGACGGUCGUCUGCUCAACUCGGCACUCGCCGAAGCACCCCCCGCCGAUCAACCCGAUAUCCAGUUCGAGAAGAGACGCAAGCGCGGUGCAAACAAAGAGGAGGACAGAGAUUUGGCUAGUUCCCAACACCUGCAGGUCAAGAAGUCGUGGGAGAACCCUGGUGUCUAUGCCUGCGGCUCCAAUGCCGGCAAGGUUGUCGCGCCCGACUCGGAUGCUUCCUUCAUCAAGACGCCCCGUCGUAUCAGCUUCUUCGAUGGCAAGCUCCUCCGCGACAUCAAGCUGGAUACAAAGUUUGGUGCUGCUAUAGAUGAGCAGGGCAACCUGCUACAAUGGGGUGUUGAUUACUCAACGGACACUACGCAACCCACUGUGACCCUCAAGGGCAAGGACCUGGUCUCAUUGGCUAUCUCGAAGGACCGUAUUCUUGGCCUCUCGUCUUCCGGAAAGGUCUACUCGCUGCCCGUUUCCGCUGCUGACCAGGCCUCCGGUACGAAGCCCAGCGAGAGCUCCUGGAUCCCUUUCUGGUCCUCCUCGUCUCCCAUCAGCUACCGCACCAUCACUCCUUCCGACAUGAGCUACAGCGAAAAGGUCUCUAGCAUUGACAGCGGUCUUGAACAUGCCCUGUUGCUCACCUCAAAGGGCCGUCUCUUCUCCAUGGCCGCUGCCACUGACGCCUUCCCUACCAGAGGUCAGCUCGGUGUUCCAGGCUUAUCUUGGGACAACAAGCCGUCCGGUCCCUACUAUCAACCUCAUGAGUUGACCACUCUCCGUGGCUUCAACAUCUCAAAGAUUGCCUGUGGUGAUUUCCACAGCAUUGUAGCUGAUUCUGAUGGCCGUGUCUUUGCAUUUGGCAACAACACUUCAGGUCAGCUAGGCUUUGACUACAACACUGAAUCCGCCGUCGUUGAUACGCCUGCCUUGUUACCUCUCCAGAAGCUCUAUGCUGGAUCAUCUCAGGUCCCUGUAGUCACAUCGGUAGCCGCAGGAGGUGCCAACUCAUUUUUGACUGUUGAUGCUACCAAAGUGGCAUCCCGCAACUCUGAUGGCAGAGGCGUUGGUAGAGUCAGUGCUGACACCUUUGCGUGCGGCGCUGGUAUCUAUGGUACGCUCGGAAACAACCGAUGGACUCACGUACAGGGAACUCCCACAAAGAUCCCUUCAUUGUCUUCGCUAUUUGAGUACGACGAGACCAACAACACCGUAAUCCCAAUCAGAUUAGCGAGCAUCAGUGUUGGUAACAAGCAUGUCGCGGCUGUCAUGAGCAAUGUCGCACACACAGGAGCCUUGAACACAGACGGGGAGACGUGGUGGGGAAGAGACAUUGUGUUCUGGGGCGGCAAUGAGAACUACCAACUGGGAACUGGCAAGAGAAACAACGUCAACACUCCCACUUACAUCCAGCCUCUCGAUCAAGUCGCAGAGCGCAAGGUCAGAGGCAAGGAGGAGCACAGAUUCCAAAUUACACCAAGGAGCACUGUACGCCUUGCUGAUGGUAGAAAGGUCAGCAUGGAGCAACGUGUAGAGUGUGGAAGAGACUGUACCGCCAUCUACUCCGGCGUAUAAAGCUUGAAUAAUCUUGGUUUGGCUUCAGUGCUUUUCUGAACUGUACAUUUUUGUAGAUAUUGCUUACGGCGUUAUUACAGGCAUGGAGUUGGUGGCGGUAGGUCGUCUGUAACAUUAGCUUAGAUGUGUAUAUCCAUGAGCAUCUUCCUCUCUGCUCAAACGUCUCGUGAGGCGUCACAAUCAAGAGAACUUAUGAUCACUCCACACAGACUUGAGCUUGAACAUGUCGACUGCCUCUGGCACUACUGAGAAAGAGCUGGCCUAUGAUGCAGGUCUGCACAACAGCAGACAAUAAGGAGACCUGGACGAUAUUAAACGCGAAUGCAUGUUAUCAGACGAGCAGCCAAUUAUGCCGUUGGUCUGUAUCUGUCCCCCGG